UAAUUAGGAAAGUAUUUAAUUUUGCUAAGAUAUUUAUUGUUUUCUGUACUGUCCUUUUCUAAUUUACUUGCUUAUCUUUGGUGUGCUGUUAAUCUAGAUUCUCGAGUUCCUUCACAUUCUUGAUUCUACCUCUUAGUUUUCUCACCCUUUACUCUAUUAUUAUACAUUUAUACUCCCCAGCAAGAGUCUGCAUCUUGUUCAAGAAUUUACUGUAUAAUCUAAAACCCUCAUUGUCGUAAAUGCAUUUAUUUUCAAUAUCCAAAAUUUGAGUCUAAUUUUACGGUGACCUUACGAAGGAAAAAAAAGAAGAAAAGAAUUGUUUACAUGUGGCUAAAAUUAUGUUCCAGCUCGCUUAUGGUAACAGUAACCUAUCGUGAUUAGGAAUCCUAGGCCUGUAAGGAUUGUAAUUGCCGAAUCCUAAGCCUGUAAGAUGGCGGGCUCUGUAGCAUAGUCACUUAGUGGCUCGAACUAAAAUUAUAGCAUAGGGUGCUGUUCGGUUCUUCCCACACAAAUAUUUUUCUUUUCUUUUACAUUGAGUUUGGAACCUCAAAUUCCUGGAUCUGCCAUCCGUGAUGUCUACGCCGACCCUACAAGUGAGGGACAUGGUUGAACUCGAUGAAACUGAACGAAAGAUCUUCAAAAUGUUGCCGGGAACGCUUGACCAUUAUAAACUGAAGACAGAGCUUCGUGUCGCAGGUGGAUGGGUCCGUGAUAAGCUUCUGGGAGCAGUUGCCGAUUUCCUACCAUGCAAAAAUAUGGCACACCGGAACAGGAUGCAAUGAGAAGGGAUCUAACGAUCAAUAGUUUGUUCUACAAUAUCAAUACCAAAUCAGUUGAAGAUUGGACCAACAGAGGCAUCAAAGAUCUAAAAUUCGGGAAUAUUGCGACUCCUUUGUCACCAAGGGAAACUAUUAUGGAAGAUCCAGUGCAUGGUCUGCGAGCUAUUCGUAUUGGCACAAGGUAUAGAUUCACACUAGUUGAACAGCUAAAGGAAGCUGCUGCCAGUGAUGAAGUGAAGGCAGCUCCUUCAGCUAAAGUUAGCAGAGAGCGAAUUGGAGCUGAAAUUGAUCUCAUGAUAUCUGGAGACCAACCUGUCCAAGCUAUGACUUUACUGUGCGACUUCAAUUGGUUUUGGUAUGUGUUCCGUCUUCAUCCUCAGUGUGAGCCGCCAUCAGACAGGGCUUGUGUCACCUACUUGGAGUCUAUAUGUAACCUUAUUGGGGUAAUUGGGCCGUCUACAUUUACUGAUGAACAGAGAAGGAUCUCCUUUUAUGCUGCUAUGUUCCUCCCACUUAGGACGACCACGUACAAAGAUGAGAGAGUAGAAGAGAUUCCUGUAGUGAAUUUCAUUUUCAGAUACUCACUUAAGAGUAAAGUCAGCGAUGCAGAAACUGUUAUAAAGAUACACAAUGCAGUGGAAAAGUUCUUGCCUUUGCUUCCGCACUUUGGAUCCAGUGGAUGUGGCGUGCAACUCCUCGCUGAAGAUGAUUUGGGAACCAGAGAGUAUGUUGAUGAUCUUUCUGCUACUUCAAAAAAAUCACAACUCAGAGUACUGAUGGGAUUUCUUCUACGAGAAAUUAAAGAUGUUUGGACAGUUGCAUUGCUGCUGUGUUGUUCAGAAGAUCCUUUGAACAAGAACCUCACAUUAGAGGAUCGAACAGCUUUGUUUAGAAAAGUCCAAAGCGCCAUAAUUGAUGAUCUAUGUCUUGACAAAGUCUGGGAUGUAAAGCCAUUACUCAGGGGAACGGAUAUUAUUAAACAUCUGGGCCUUAAAUCUGGAGGACCAGUUGUCAGUGAAAGGAAAUGGAAAGUAUUUGCAUGGGUGCUCAUCCUUCAGGGACUAAAGAGGAAUGCAGAGAUUGGAUGAAGAAAACAUUCUUCAAGUACUAGCUAGAAUGACUUCACAUGGAGCACUAUAUUCAUAUAUCUUACUUUUCAAUGGUGAACUGACAUAUCAGACUUAUUGGCGCCUUAAACAAGUAUUUCUGCCUUUGUUAGCAUUUGAUAACUUUGUAUACUGAUCCCUAGGGGAAAUUCUUUAAGAAAAACCAAUAGUGGUCACUAAUAACAGUUCAUCUCAGCAAGAACAGCAACUAAAAAUGAAUGAGAAUCUAAAUACCGCCCCAUCCCAGCAAUACCCUUUCCUAUUGUUGAUGCAAAAUCAAGAAGCACCGGACUGGCUAACCUUCUUGCUUGUCAGUAUAAUCCCCAAUUGAACUGGCUUUGUGCUCUGAGCUCUGACUCAUCAAAUCCUCUUCCUUCUCCAAUUCUGCUUUCUCGGCCUUCAAGAAAAAAUCAUAGUAAUCUUGAUUCUCCUUCAUACACUCAUCCAAAGUUUUGAAGACCUCAACACACUUUGCAGCAGCAUAAUCCUUGUUCUUCUCAGACUCUUUAACGCACUGUUCCCAAGCUGUGAAUCUCUCUCCACAUGGACCUGCUUUCAUGAAUAAGCAAAACCCACACUCACCUUUCUCUUCUUCUUCUUCUUCUUUGACAUUCUCUGAUUGGCCGUCAUUUUUCUGAGAAGGCAGCGGAAGCGUGGAGUUGGAAGAGUCAGGUUCGGUAGUGAUGGCAGCGCCUCCCAUCCCUCUUAAACAUAAAGAAAGUGUG
Molecule: messenger RNA, 2610 nt
Organism: Rosa rugosa (rugosa rose)
Lineage: Eukaryota; Viridiplantae; Streptophyta; Magnoliopsida; Rosales; Rosaceae
Product: tRNA nucleotidyltransferase cca2-like
Exons: 1
Coding region: 746-1867 (373 amino acids)
Biological process (GO): tRNA 3'-terminal CCA addition
Molecular function (GO): ATP:3'-cytidine-cytidine-tRNA adenylyltransferase activity; RNA binding
Source: RefSeq, a predicted model, not a curated record